Messenger RNA from Toxotes jaculatrix (banded archerfish), 1088 nucleotides. RefSeq names its product SFT2 domain containing 2b (gene sft2d2b). Gene Ontology annotation, cellular component: membrane. Gene Ontology annotation, biological process: vesicle-mediated transport. Lineage: Eukaryota; Metazoa; Chordata; Actinopteri; Toxotidae. The record is from RefSeq and is a predicted model, not a curated record. Bases 135 to 623 code for a protein of 162 amino acids. The transcript is spliced from 8 exons.
GGAAGUGCUGCACCUGUUGAAGCGUUGACUCCUCUUCAAUUUAACUUCGCUCACCUGGAAACACCAACACCUGUGAAGCUUGUGGAAACUCACCGAGCGUGUGGCCCCAUUUUCCGGCAGGGAAACAGGAGUUUAUGGAUAAAUUAAAGAAGGUGCUGAGCGGGCAGGACGAUGGAAACGCGGACGGGACCGGCAUACUGGAGAGAGCCAAUGAGGCGUCAACGUUGGCCUGGGGGACAAGGAUGAAGGGCUUUGUGGUCUGUUUCCUCUUGGGUGUGAUCAGCUCCAUCCUGGGCACCUGUAUGCUGUGGAUCCCAGGUAUUGGUCUCGCUGUGUUCGCUGUCCUCUACAGUGUGGGAAACAUCUGCGCUCUGGCCAGCACCAUGUUCCUGAUCGGUCCGUGUCGGCAGCUGAAGACCAUGUGUGCUAAAGAGAGGGCGUUCGCCACCAUCAUCAUGCUGGUGUGUCUGACGCUGACGCUGUGUGCUGCUUUCUGGUGGAAGAAUAACGGUCUCGCUCUGCUGUUCUGUGUCCUUCAGUUUCUGGCUUUCACCUGGUACGGCCUUUCAUACAUCCCCUUCGCCAGGGAUGCCGUCAUCAAAUUAUUUUCAAUCUGCGUCUAGACCCCUCCCAUCCCCCAUGUCACCCUCUGGGUCACCCCCCCGCCUGUCUGACCAAUCAGGACACAGGAGCCUGUGUGGUUUGUAUCCAGUCAAUAGUGAGGCCUUAAAUAUUUCACACAUCAGACCUGGUUUACCUGGAAAGAACUGGAUCAGACCUGGUUUCCAUGGAGACCAGUUCUCUUUACCUGUACAGUGUGUGUUGAUUUGUUUUCUCUUCCACCUGGACUGUUACCUGGAGUCAGUUUCUGUGUUCACACCGUGAUCUGGAUCAGUGUUGAUUUUAGAACAAGAUUUCGAUGUAGUUUUAAUCUUUUGAUGAAAAUGUUGACAUUUGAAGAAAUCAUGUUGGGAUGUGAUAAAUUAUUUUGCAGAUCUCACAAUCAGUGAGUUAUUAACCUAAUUUUUCAAUAUCCCAAUAUCGAAUCUGUGUGUCUGUUCCUGUUUUUAUAAAUCCCAGAUUAUGUG